CAGUGCCCCAGUCAGAUCCCUGAGCGCCGUGGAAAGAUUUCCAGCAGAAAGACCCGAUCUUGGGAUCGGGAUGCUGGACGUGAACGUGCCCCUCAGGCUGACCCUGGGCGCGAUCCCACCGCACUUCAUCCCCAGGAGCGCGCGUGCGCGUGCACACACUCCCACACUUACAGCUCGGAGCACCCACCUGCAGCUCUGGUUUCUGUGAACUCUGGUUCUCCAGGCAAGUAAACCCAAAGGAAUACUGUCCAGUUCUUGAAUUUCUAAACUAUGGCUCAUGGAUCAGUGAUAUUCAGUGAUGUGUCCAUAGUCUUCUCUCAGGAGGAGUGGGAAUACCUGGACUUGCAACAGAGGGACUUGUACAGAGAUGUGAUGUUGGAGAACUACAGCAAUUUAGUCUCAUUGGGAAGCAUCAUUUCUAAACCAGAUGUGAUUUCCUUAUUGGAGCAAGGAAAAGAGCCCUGGAAAGUUGUGAGGAAAGGAAGAAUAUUACAUUCAGAUUUGGAGACCAGAUAUGAAACCAAGAGGCUAUUUUCAGAAAAUGACAUUAAUGAAAUAAACUUAGUCCAGUGGAAGAUAAUGGAAAGAAUUAACACACAUGGCUUUAAGAACCUAAUUUUAAAAUAUAAUUGUGAGUCAAAAAAAAAUUUUAAAGGACAAGAGGGAUAUUUUGGAGAAGUGAAAAUAACAUCUCAAAAAGUGUCCUCUUACCAGAAACAUACAUCUCUUACUCCAUAUCAGAGAAUUCAUUUUGUUGAGAAACCCUAUGAAUGUAAAGAAUGUGGGAAGGCCUUUAGAGUACGCCAACAACUUACUUUUCAUCACAGAAUUCACACUGGUGAAAAGCCCUAUGAAUGUAAGGAAUGUGGGAUGGCCUUUAGACAGACUGCCCACCUUAAUCGACAUCAGAGACUUCAUACUGUUGAAAAACUCUAUGAAUGUAAGGAAUGUGGAGAAUCUUUCAUGUCUGGCCCAGACCUUAGAGUACAUCAGAAAAUUCAUACUGGUCAGAAGCCAUAUGAUUGUAAGGAAUGUGGGAAGGCUUUCAGAGUGCGUGGACAACUUACUCUUCAUCAGAGGAUUCAUACUGGUGAGAAACCCUAUGUAUGUACAGAAUGUGGAAAGGCCUUUAGACAGUAUGCCCAUCUUACUCGACAUCAGAAGCUUAAUACUGCUGACAAACUCUAUGAAUGUAAAGAAUGUGGGAAGGCCUUUUUGUGUGGCUCUGGCCUUAGAAUACAUCACAAACUUCAUACUGGUGAGAAACCUUAUGAAUGUAAGGAAUGUGGGAAGGCUUUUAGAGUGCGACAACAACUAACACUCCACCAGAGAAUUCAUACUGGUGAGAAACCCUAUGAAUGUAAGGAAUGUGGAAAGACCUUUAGUCGUGGUUAUCAUCUUAUUCUUCAUCACAGAAUUCAUACGGGGGAGAAACCUUAUGAAUGUAAAGAAUGUUGGAAGGCGUUUAGUCGUUAUUCACAACUUAUUUCACAUCAGAGCAUUCAUAUUGGUGUUAAGCCCUAUGACUGUAAGGAAUGUGGGAAGACCUUUAGACUACUCUCACAACUUACACAACAUCAGAGUAUUCAUAUUGGUGAGAAACCCUAUAAGUGUAAGGAGUGCGGGAAGUCCUUUAGAUUGCGCCAAAAACUCACUUUACAUCAGAGCAUUCAUACUGGGGAGAAACCCUUUGAAUGUAAGGAAUGUAGAAAGGCCUUUAGACUUAAUUCAUCACUUAUUCAACAUCUGAGAAUUCAUUCUGGGGAGAAACCCUAUGAGUGCAAGGAAUGUAAGAAGGCCUUUAGACAGCAUUCACACCUAACCCAUCAUCUGAAAAUUCAUAAUGUAAAACUAUAA
Messenger RNA from Eptesicus fuscus (big brown bat), 1857 nucleotides. RefSeq names its product zinc finger protein 82 homolog. The record is from RefSeq and is a predicted model, not a curated record. Bases 271 to 1857 code for a protein of 528 amino acids. NCBI's taxonomy places the organism in Eukaryota, Metazoa, Chordata, Mammalia, Chiroptera, Vespertilionidae. Gene Ontology annotation, biological process: regulation of DNA-templated transcription. The transcript has 5 exons.